Messenger RNA from Aplysia californica (California sea hare), 2091 nucleotides. Its product is annotated as aromatic-L-amino-acid decarboxylase. Gene Ontology annotation, biological process: amino acid metabolic process. The record is from RefSeq and is a predicted model, not a curated record. Gene Ontology annotation, molecular function: carboxy-lyase activity; pyridoxal phosphate binding. NCBI's taxonomy places the organism in Eukaryota, Metazoa, Mollusca, Gastropoda, Aplysiida, Aplysiidae.
AACAACAAUAAAAUCUUUUGAAUGACAAAAAUCUGUUUUAGCAUUUCACUGUAAUCGAACCUCGGGCGAAUCGAGAAAAAACAAGAAGCAAGCAUUUGUAUAAAAAUACUGAAUAACAAGUUCUUCACACGUGACCAACAUCAAAGGAAACGCGAACAACAACUGCAGGGCCCGAGUCCACUUCCUUGUUCUGAUUGUGACCGGUGCAUGCAAUGGGGAGCUUUUGGCUGGCUGAUAUUUCCAUGUGGUAAAGCGACGCAUUCACAGGCAAGGAACAACAAUUGCAAGCAACAGCAGCUCAAUAACAUCUAACCCACUGGCAGCACCCAAACUUCCACGCGUACUUCCCAGCUGGGAAUUCCUUCCCCUCUAUCCUUGGAGACAUGCUGUCCGACGCUAUCGGCUGCAUUGGAUUUUCGUGGGCUGCCAGCCCGGCGUGUGCAGAGCUGGAGACCCUGGUGCUGGAUUGGGUCGGCAAGAUGAUUGGGCUUCCGAAACAAUUCCUUCAUCAGACGGGAGAGGGCGGUGGAGUGAUUCAGGGUUCUGCGAGUGAAAGCGUUCUCGUAGCUCUCUUGUCGGCGAGGCACAAAGCGAUCAAACAACUCAAACAGAAACAGCCCUAUGUGGAGGACGGGCAGCUGUUGUCCAAGAUGGUUGGGUACUGCUCCAAACUGGCUCACUCGUGUGUGGAGAAAGCCGGCAUGAUCGGCUACGUGAAGAUGAGGCAGCUGGAUGUGGACGAGAACUACUCACUCAGAGGUCACGUGUUGGAAGACGCUAUAGAGGAGGACAGGAAGCUCGGCCUCAUUCCAUUCUUCGUUUGCGCCACCUUGGGUACCACCGGCUGUUGCUCCUUUGACCACCUGAGCGAGCUGGGCGAAGUGUGCAGGCGCCAGGGUUUGUAUCUUCAUGUGGACGCCGCCUAUGCUGGGAACGCGCUUGUCUGUCCGGAGUUCCAGUACUUGAAGAAAGGAGUGGAGAACGUGAACUCUUUCAGUUUCAACACGAACAAAUGGUUGCAAGUCAAUUUCGACUGCUCUUUGAUGUGGGUCAAGAAUGUGGAUGACCUGACAACGGCCUUGACCGUUGACCCCUUGUACCUCCAGCACAAACAUGGAGACAAGGCCAUCGACCUGAGGCACUGGGGAAUUCCACUGAGCCGCCGUUUCCGAGCACUUAAGCUGUGGUUUGUCUUACGUACAUACGGCGUCGAGGGAUUGCAAAAAAUCAUUCGAGAGCACUGCCGGCUGGCCAAAUGCUUCGAGAGGAAAGUUCUGGGGGACGAAAGGUUUGAGGUGCUCGGUGACGUCACAAUGGGUCUCGUCUGCUUCCGUCUCGUGGGCCCCAACACGCUGACCCAGAAACUGUUGAAGGUCAUCAACGACUCCGGCAAACUUCACAUGGUGCCCUCCAUGCUGAAUGAGCGUUACGUCAUCAGGUUUGCCUUGUGUACCGAGCACGCCUGUGAUGACGACAUUACUUUUGCCUGGGAUGUGGUGACGUCAGCGGCCACAGAACUCUUGCAAGGGAGACAACGCGCUGACAGCAACAAAGAGGACACGCUCGGAUACAUAUUCAACGGAGGGAUUGACGAAGACACGUUCGCGGCUUUCGAGGAGGAGAUUAUUUUCGACAACCAGAGAGACCAUUUGCAGCGGGCACAGGUGAUGCGCAGUUUUUUCUUCAAAAUGGUGUCCGACCCCAAAUGUUACAACCCGCGGGUGCUGAGGUCUCUAAACCGGCCAGUUGCCGCGCAGAGUUGCAGUCGUGUGGGAAACAAAGGUCAGGUCAAGGUCAAGGACAAGGACCUAGAGGUCACGGGAGAUAUCAAGGACACCGAACAAACGUCAACGACAAGGGAUGUGGGCGGAGAUGUAGGCGAAGAGGAAGGGGAGAAACAGGAAUCCCUGCUGUCAACCAAACUUUGAGUGAUUUCUUCGAACUGGACUUCCCCCCGACUGAUGACGACCCGGCCUCAAUAAAAAUAGAAUUUAGAAGUAGAAUUAUGAAACUGAAUUUUUAGAUUAAAACUUUGAAAAAGAAUUUAUUGAUAGAAUUAUGAAAAAUAAAAUGAAAUCAAAAUCUAAAAAA